This is a messenger RNA of Dermacentor silvarum, 2609 nucleotides long. RefSeq names its product mucin-2-like. The record is from RefSeq and is a predicted model, not a curated record. The transcript has 13 exons. Gene Ontology annotation, molecular function: protein binding. Lineage: Eukaryota; Metazoa; Arthropoda; Arachnida; Ixodida; Ixodidae. The coding region runs from base 873 to 2609 and encodes 578 amino acids.
CGCCGCGGGAUGCAGCCGGCGUCGGCGACAUCGUGGUGGUGCUGCCGGUGCUGCUCUCAAAGUGCUCCGCGCUGAAGUCGGGUACGCAUCGCUCCCUUCUCCUCUCCGGUCCGCGCACCUCUUCGGCGUGCGGCGCGCGUUGUUUUGGGACAACGCUUCAGCCCCCGUGGUUCGCCCCGCUUGCGGCGUGCGCGUAACGCACCUUCAGCGGGUUCGCCCGGUGGCCCCCGGCGAGUCGUGACAGUUCUCGUGCUGCGAACGAGAGCGGUGACAGCGGUCCUCGCGCAGUUCGGUUAGGUAGUGCGAUUGGCUCGAACAACACGUUGGCGACAACACGAGUGUCGGUGCGCAAACUGGUCCACGGCGUUUCUGGAAGGUAGGGGGACUGCGCCGAAUACGAACUUCGUGCGAAACUUUGGAAUCGCCGUUCGCUGAGUUGUCAUUAAGGCAAGUACAGUAACUUCUUGCCUGUGCUUUACAGAGACGUGACGAUACAUUGCAGUCUGAUAGGUGAGCAAAAGUGGCAAUUGCAACUGGACAACCAAACUCUGCUUCAACCGAGACGCUACGGAAACGAAAGUUGAAUCCUUUUCAUCCGGAAAUCUUGCGUGCCUUCUGAAGUGUCAAGAACGACGCCGAUUUUGCUCCUUUGAACGGGAACCUCUCCGUGCCUAAAGUUGUGUGGCCAGGAAACGGAACCUCUAGUUCUUCGUUAUCCGCGUCGCUCUCUACGGGACGUCCGACACGGAUCGACACAGCGGGAGGACGCCCUCGCUGAGCAUCUAAAAGCCCUGGGAUAGCUCGAGUUGUUUUGGCGAGAGAUACAUCACGAACCUGGAGUUGGCUGUUUCGGCCGAAAUCAACCAGUCGUCAUGAUGCCAAAGUUAAAAGUGGCUGCCAUCCUACUCUUAUGGACUUUCACAGGACGCUGCAUUGCAGGUCCGCUGGGAGACGCCACUGCGAGUCGACGCUACGCACCUCGUUCGAACGCCGGAGGUGACGUAGAAUAUAGCCGCACACAACGAUCCGGAGCGCUGGACGAGAAGCCUCACGUGGUGCACCCAGUGUCAAAAGAUCCUACGGCGAAUAUACCUGAAAAGGAGCAAGUCAUCAACAAGCCGAAUGAAGGUUCCUUACGAGAGCCUCCAACAAGAUACCAACUGCCGCAAACUGUCAGCUCACCAAAUGUGGCGAGGAGCAUAGACCGAAGGCUGGGCUCACCUAUAAAAGACACUUCGACAAAGAUUCAGGAAAGACCACAGGUGCCUCCGAGAGUGCCCCUACCAGCAAGGCCGUACGGCGAGCGUGACCCUGUUCCUCAAAUUCCGGUGCCACCAUCACAGAGUGCCAUCAGCAACGCACAUCGUCCACCAUAUGGAGGCAACAAACAGGACUACCCUGGGCCACCGAGAUGGCCAGCAUACCCCCGGCCACCCUUUGGAUAUGGAGUGCCCGUCGGAAACGUCCAAGUGCCCACCACGCCGAAACCACCAAGCUGCUUCUACAAGUCCGAGCGGUACGAGCACGGUGACUCAGUGGAGACCCCUGAGCCGUGCCUGAACUGCACCUGCCAGAAGGGCGUCCUGGUCUGCUACCUGCGCGUGUGCCCGGCCAUUGGCACGCCGGCGCCAGGCUGCUUCACUGCGAGGGAGGCCGGACAGUGCUGCCCCAGCGUCUUCUGCAGCGGAGAUAAGAAGUCCGAAACAACAACAACACCGCCGCCUCCGACCGACGACGACUACUACGACUACCCCGCGACCGUAGACUACGACGCUGAAGCUACCACUACCACAACCACGACUACCACUACAACCAGGAGGCCCGUCACAACAUCUACCCGCAGGUACAGCUUCGCUCCCAAGCCCGUCAAGCGGCCGUACGACAGCGGCAUCGACGAAGUCGAACUGUCCGCCAGGACACCCAGCGUCAUCGUGGAGCAAACGGAACAGAGCACGAUCGCGGAAGUCGACGUCGCGACCACCACAACCGAGUUGCCUUCGACGACCACGACGACCACGACCGAAGCAGCCCAUACGUCUCCCGAGGCUAUGACCGCUGGACGGCCGGCUACGACAUUCGCCCCGACCACGAGGCAGCAGCAUCCGACCGGCACCGCCUCCUCUACAGAAGACGUCGUAACUGUGACGGCAACCGGAAUCACUCCCACGGCGACCACGUCACUGCCGGUGACAACGACAACGGCUUCCGUCGGCCUUUCAGGAAGCGACCACCGCGACAAAGUGGACGUGACGCAGCAGUCCGACUCACCUGCCAGCAGACCCAACGCUGGGCCAAAACAGGGUCAGACAGAAGCAAGCACCGCAACUGCUAUGACGCCUUCCACCACAACCAGUACUACGAGUGAUGAGACGAACACGCCUCCAAAGCCGACAGGCCAGGAUACCGGUAACACGAUAAACCUGAGGUCCUGGGAGGAGGGCCGAAAGUGGUCGUCGUCACCACUACCACUACCAGAGCCACUGGAGUUAGCACAGCGUCUGCCACGACAGAAUUGCCCUUCGACAGCAACGAAGCCUUGGCGGACGCCGGGUACGUCGCCGGCACGACGUCGCCAAACGAGGUCGGGGCGCCCGUGCGAAAGCCUCUGA